UGCCUCCUGCCGGCUGCCUGGAGCUCCCGGAGAGCCUUCAUGGAGGAGAGGCGGCGCUCCGCGUGUUUCCAUCAGCCCAAACCAAUUGCUCUACUUAUCCAAAUCCUCCUCCCCGUAAAUAACAUUUACAUAUACUACCUAUAUACGAACCUAUUCGUUCUAUUCUGUUUUCUGAUCCUAGAAUAACUCCGUGGCGUUUCGUGUUUCCGUUGGUUUUCCUUAUUGGGAAGGGGCUGCUCCCCGGGCAUUCCUCAUUCUCAGCUCCUCAAGCUCUACUCCAGGAGCCCUCGAGGCACAGCGCCCGCACGUCAUCCCCGAGCUCACCCGUUCCCCUGUAAUCACACACCUGCGCUGCCCGUACCUCCCAACACACACGCGUUUAAGGAUGCCUUAACACCCAGUGACCGCUGCGGGAGCUAUCGGGCCCGGGCUCGGCCAGGUGAGCGGCGUGGCAGCCUGGGGGCGCGCUCCUCCCCGGGGCAGGGCGGGGAUCCGGACGGCGCGGUCCGGGGCGGGCGGAGGCUCGGUCGGCCGUCCGUCCCGGCAAAGCUGCGCCCAUGGCGCUGGCCGAGCUUUACACGCAGUACAACAGGGUCUGGAUUCCUGAUAGCGAAGAAGUCUGGCAGUCUGCAGAAAUCACAAAAGACUACAAAGCAGGAGACCGUUUUCUCCAUGUGCAAUUAGAAGAUGGAACUGAGCUCGAUUACCCUGUUGAUCCAUCUGCUUUGCCACCUCUGCGAAAUCCCGACAUCCUUGUUGGUGAAAACGACCUGACAGCACUCAGCUACCUCCACGAACCCGCUGUUCUGCACAAUCUUAAAGUCCGUUUCGUGGAGUCUCGGCUCAUCUACACCUAUAGUGGAAUAAUUUUGGUUGCAAUAAAUCCCUAUAAGCAGUUGCCAAUAUAUGGAGAUGCUAUUAUCCACGCGUAUAGUGGGCAAAACAUGGGGGACAUGGAUCCUCAUAUAUUUGCUGUGGCAGAAGAGGCAUACAAGCAAAUGGCAAGAAAUAGCAAGAAUCAAUCUAUUAUAGUCAGUGGAGAAUCAGGAGCUGGAAAGACUGUGUCUGCAAGAUACACUAUGAGGUACUUUGCCACCGUGAGUAAGUCAAGCAGCAAUGCACAUGUGGAGGAUAAAGUUUUGGCAUCCAAUCCAAUAACCGAGGCUGUUGGCAAUGCAAAAACCACACGGAAUGAUAACAGCAGUCGGUUUGGAAAAUACACUGAAAUCAGUUUUGAUCCAAGUUACCGAAUCAUUGGAGCCAACAUGAGAACGUACCUGCUGGAGAAAUCCAGAGUUGUCUUCCAGUCAGAGAAUGAGAGAAAUUACCAUAUAUUUUAUCAGCUGUGCGCAUCUGCUAUGCAACCUGAAUUCAAGCAUCUUAAGUUGGGAAGCGCAGAAGAAUUUAACUACACGAGAAUGGGUGGCAGUACGACUAUUGAAGGAGUUGAUGACAGAGCAAAUAUGAUUGAGACUCAGAAGACAUUUGCCUUACUGGGUCUGAAGGAGGAUUUUCAGAUGGAUGUUUUUAAAACGCUGGCAGCAAUCCUACACUUAGGCAACUUGGAAAUAACAGCAGUUGGAGAUGAAAGGUCAUCCGUCAAUCUGGAAGACAAUCAUCUCAAUAUAUUCUGUGAGCUUCUGGAAUUAAACAGUGACAAAAUGGCACAGUGGUUGUGCCACCGAAAGAUUAUCACUACUUCAGAGACUGUAAUAAAGCCAAUGACAAAACCUCAGGCUCUUAACGCAAGGGAUGCUUUGGCAAAGAAGAUCUACUCUCAUUUGUUUGACUUUAUUGUGGAAAGAAUUAACCAAGCUUUACAGUUCUCUGGCAAGCAACAUACUUUUAUUGGUGUUCUGGAUAUUUAUGGCUUUGAAACAUUUGAUGUGAACAGUUUUGAGCAAUUUUGCAUCAAUUAUGCCAAUGAAAAACUACAGCAGCAGUUUAACCUGCAUGUCUUUAAACUUGAACAAGAAGAAUAUAUGAAGGAAGAUAUCCCAUGGACUUUAAUAGAUUUCUAUGACAACCAACCUGUCAUUGACCUUAUUGAAGCUAAAAUGGGAAUUCUAGAGCUUUUGGAUGAAGAGUGCUUGUUGCCCCAUGGAACAGAUGAGAACUGGCUUCAAAAGCUAUAUAAUAAUUUUGUCAACAAAAACACGCUCUUUGAAAAGCCGAGGAUGUCAAACACGUCUUUCAUUGUUCAACACUUUGCUGAUAAGGUAGAAUAUAAAUGUGAAGGAUUUCUGGAAAAAAACAGGGAUACGGUAUAUGAAGUUUUGAUGGAAAUUUUGAAAGAGAGCAAGUUCCGUCUCUGUGCAAGCUUUUUUCAAGACAAUCCAGCACCCAUUUCGCCUUUCAGUUCAACUAUAAGCAUCAAAUCUGCAAGACCUGUCCUCAAGUCACCCAACAAGCAGCUCCGGAUGACAGUUGGCAGUAAGUUUCGGAGUUCUUUGUCUCUACUCAUGGAGACGCUUAACGCAACCACCCCUCACUACGUGCGAUGCAUAAAGCCAAAUGAUGAGAAGCAGCCUUUUGAGUUUGACUCAAAAAGGGUGGCUCAGCAGCUGCGAGCAUGUGGUGUUUUGGAAACCAUUCGAAUUAGUGCACAGAGCUAUCCAUCCAGAUGGACUUACAUUGAGUUUUUCAGCCGCUACAGCAUCCUUAUGACGCAGCAGGAGCUCUCUUUCAACGAUAAGAAACAGAUCUGCAAGACUGUUUUGCAGCGGCUUAUCCAGGAUCCUAACCAGUAUCAGUUUGGGAGAACGAAAAUUUUCUUCAGAGCAGGACAAGUUGCUUACUUAGAGAAACUGCGCUCAGACAAACUGAGACACGCGUGCAUCGUGAUCCAAAAGAGCGUGCGGGGCUGGCUGCGGCGCCGGCGAUUCCUGCGCAUAAAGCAGGCGGCCGUUACCAUCCAGCAGUACUUCCGUGGGCAGCGGACCGUGCGGCAAGCCAUAACUGCGCAAGCUCUGAAGCAAACAUGGGCAGCUAUAAUUAUUCAGAAAUACUGCCGAGGUUACCUCGUCCGUAAACUUUGCCAGCUCAUCCAAGUGGCUGCUGUAACAAUCCAGGCUUACACCAGAGGAUUUCUAGCAAGGAAGAAAUACCGGAAGAUGCUUGAAGAACACAAGGCUGUGAUCCUUCAGAAAUACGCCCGUGCGUGGCUCGCCAGGCGCAGGUUUCAGAACAUUCGGCGGUUUGUACUGAACAUCCAGCUUUCAUACAGAGUUCAGCGACUGCAGAAGAAGAUAGAAGAACAGAGCAAAGAAAAUCAUGGCUUGCUGGAACGAUUGACUAACCUGGCUUCAACUCAUAUGAAUGACUUGGAUACGAUUCAGAAACUUGAAUCAGAGCUUGAAAAGUUAGCUGCUCAAAAGAGAACGUAUGAGGAGAAAGAAAAAUAUAAAGAGGACAGUGAACAGAAAAUACUGAAACUUGAGAAUCAGAAUAAAGAGUUACAAGAACAGAAGGAGACUUUAGAAGUAAAGCUGCAAGAGAAAACAGAGGAAAUGAAAGAGAAAAUGGAUGACCUCACGAAGCAACUUUUCGAUGAUGUACGAAAAGAAGAAAGUCAGAGAAUGAUACUUGAGAAAAAUUUCCAAAGUCAGAAACAAGACUAUGAAAAGGAAGUUGAAUUGCUCAAGGGAGAAAUAAAGGUUCUCAAAGAAGAAAAAACGCAGCUACAGCAACAAAUUCAGCAAGAGAUUACCAUUCAGGAUGACCUGAAAAUAGAAGUAGGACAACUUACAAAACAAGUACAGGUAAAGCAUGACUCACUUCAUUUUGGAGUUUUUCCUGGAUAA
Molecule: messenger RNA, 3803 nt
Organism: Meleagris gallopavo (turkey)
Lineage: Eukaryota; Metazoa; Chordata; Aves; Galliformes; Phasianidae
Gene: MYO5C
Product: myosin VC
Biological process (GO): actin filament organization
Cellular component (GO): membrane; actin cytoskeleton; myosin complex
Molecular function (GO): actin filament binding; ATP binding; microfilament motor activity
Source: RefSeq, a predicted model, not a curated record